Beta vulgaris subsp. vulgaris (sugar beet) is the source of this 3123-nucleotide messenger RNA. RefSeq names its product F-box/LRR-repeat protein At3g58900. The record is from RefSeq and is a predicted model, not a curated record. NCBI's taxonomy places the organism in Eukaryota, Viridiplantae, Streptophyta, Magnoliopsida, Caryophyllales, Amaranthaceae. Bases 878 to 2533 code for a protein of 551 amino acids. Gene Ontology annotation, molecular function: protein binding. The transcript is spliced from 4 exons.
AUCAAAAUGUAAUAUUUUAGUUUUAAUGAAUCUUAUAUGAGAAUUGGUGUCCAUACUAUUUUACCAAUAUACCUCUAACGAGAAACAAAAAAACUACAACACCUAUCAUUCUAUUAAUUUAAAAAUAAAAAUAAAAAUUACUUAGGAAAAAAGACUUAUCUAGUAAAUUGCAAAGGAUUAUCAUCAUCCGUUCAUCAUUCGACUUCACACGCAUGCAUCUCUAUUAUACAAGGCAAUAGAGUUAGGACAGGAAAAAAUAGAAAAAAGAAAGUAAAUAAAAAAAGAUGUAACUACCUAAUUAAUUAAAAAAACAAAAAAGACACAACAAAAAAAAGAUUAGUGAAAAUUUACAACAGUUAUCUCCCUCACAACUAAUUUGAAAAAAAUUUAAAAAUCCCUGAUUUAGCCGGAUAAAUAGAUUAAUAAAAUUUAAAAUCCCUAAUUUAUUAGCUGUAAUUAGAAAUCUUUGUUAAUAUUCUACCUAUUUUCGCAUGCAUUGCUUGAAUAUAAGACUAGUAUAAUUUUCAGGAAUAGACCCUCCUGCCAAAUAAAAUAAAAUAAAAGAAUAGACCUUGUAUAUUAACACUUGCCGGCUUUGUCAUCCAAGUGAUCAGAGGAUGUUAGAGAAGGAAAUACAUCUAUUCCAGUUAGGCGGGAAAAACUGUUACAAAAUUGCUAUAACAGAAUUCUUUCAUAACAGAAUUCUGUUUAGCUUGUAUUCAGUUGAGCUCAAUCUAUACAUAGAAGAGCUGUAAAUGUAAGAGAGUAUGAUAAUUGCAAUAAUAAUUCUCUCUCUAAAAAGGCGAUGAAGUAGUCGUUAGUUUUCAGUUUUGAGGGUUUUUUUUAAUUGCAUGCUCAACUUUCUUCAAUUUCUCAGAUGAAAAUGGAGAAGAAGGUUCAUUUACAAACAAGUUCAGAUAGAAUCUCCAAUUUGCCAGAAUCUCUUAAACAUCGUAUACUUUCAUUUUUGUCUACUAGAGACGCUGUUCGAACAAUCAUUUUGUCGAACAGUUGGCGGACGGCGUGGGCCAAACGCCCUAGCUUGGAUUUGAGUAGCUUGUCUAUUGGUAGUUCAUUGAGGGAGGAUACAUUGUCUGGUUCUAAUAAGGAUGAUGAUGCCUUGAAAGCGAAGAGAGAGAGGUUUUACGACUUUCUUGAUCGAGCUUUUACUUUUAGGCUGAUCACAAAGCUAGAUAAGUUUAAGCUGUAUGUACCUUGUUUUGGGUUAGAGUUGAAGGAUCGCUUGGACCAUUGGCUUGGUCGCGCUGUUCUAUGCCAAGUCAGGAAUUUGGACUUGGAAAUUGGAGGGGAAGGUCCUCGAUAUAGCGUGGCUAGGAGUGUACUCAAUGCUAGUUCAAUUACUAAACUGAGACUGAAAAAGUGCGAGCUGAAUUUGUCCUCGUUGAGACAUACCCAGUUGCCUCGUUUGCGGGUGCUUGAUCUUACCAAUGUUUAUUUAGAUGAGGUGGUGAUGGGGAGACUACUUGCAAGUUGUCCUAAUCUUGAAGAGUUUACUUGUGGAUACUGUUAUGGGUUGACAAGACUCGAAAUAUCUGGUCUUACAAAAAUUGAGACUGUAUGUGUUAUUCUUGAGUCUAAGGAUCAACUGAAAGCAAUCAAGAUAAAGGCACCAAGCUUGUUGGAGUUCAGUUAUAUGUAUCGUGGUAGUUUUGAUGAGGAGUCUUGUAAUAUUGCGCUGCUGGGUUGUAGGAAUUUGAAGAAGUUGGAGCUGGAUCGAUUUCGUUUGAUGGACUGUGACAUUUUCUUUUUACUGGAUCGCUUUCCUGUCCUUGAAAAGUUAAUAUUUCGUGAUUGUCAUAAUCUGGAGUUUGUUAAGAUUUCAAGUAAACACUUGGUAGAUCUGGAUCUUUGUGGUUGUAGGAAGUUGGAAAAGGCUGAAAUCAAUACUCCUAAUCUACAAUCUUUCAGCUUCUACGUUGAGACUGGCCAAGAUAUCAUAUCACUUGUGUCAAAAGGUCAUACUCUCAAGUUGAAGUAUGCACAUAUUCACCUAAUAGGAGGCGCCUUCACUGAUCAGUGGUAUGUUAGGCUUAUUAAGCUCUUUGCAGUGCUUAGUCACAGUGAUCGUUUCUACAUUUAUGUUCGCUCUAAAGAGGAUAUAAUAAUUCCAGAAGAAGUGAGGAUGAUAUAUCCCCCACCCCUGUAUGGUGUUAAGCAUUUGCUGAUAGAUGUUCCUGCAGAAAACACUCCUGUUGAAUUACUUGAAUCUCUCCUGUGGCUUGCUCCCUGUCCAGAGUCUAUAAAUAUACACCACCCAUUCACCUGGCCUUCAUUUUGCAAAGUGUUCAAGUUUACAUAUGAGAUGCCACUGAAAAGGAAGGAAAAUUGUGGGUGCUGGAAAUCACUGCAUGUGAAUUGUUGGCGCCACUCCCUCAACAAAGUAUUACUUGAGAGCCAAAAAAGAGAUGCAGACAAUAUAUGGCGUGAGAAUAAAAGUGAUAACACAGCACUAGCGCAUUUCUUUUGUAACGCAAGGAUUGAUGGGAAAACCGUAUCUUUUGUGGAAGAAUAAUACAAGGACUAGAAAUCGAAACUUGACGGACUGGCCUUAUUCAAGUUGUCUUCUAUCCAUGCUUGAUUAGGGAUGUUUGUAUUUCUGCCUGCGAACUUGUUACAAGUUGGUCAUCUCCACCCGAAAGCGUGGCUCUCCUGUCAACUGAAUAGAUUCAGAAGAUCUCUCUUUUACAAGUGUGGCUUCAGAAAAAGUAAUACAACUAUCUUGAGAUUCAGGCAUCUCUACUAAGUGAGCAAUUAUGAUAUAUGGGUAUAGUAACGCAUUACAGUAAGUUUUUCCCAAUACUUUGUUGAAGAUCCCAAGUCAGCAGCUCAUACCAAGAGCAAUCACCUUGACUCUUGAGGCUUGAGUCCUCAAUAAUUGGGGUAUAAUCCAAGUAUAUUUUGGUUUGCUGAAAAAAAGUGGACGUUACUUGUUUUAGUAGUUAUACUUGAGUUGUUCUUUUGGGUCUAGUCUAUUAAGUGUCUUCUAGUUUGUCCAUAUCUUUGUCCAUUCCUAGGUUCUAGUAGUUUUGAUCAGAAUUUGGUUGUGUUGCUCUGUUUGUAGCUUGAUCAAGUUCAAUAGUAAAAAGAAAUUCAGUCAUUUUU